AAGUAAAAAAUUGCGAUUUUUUUGCAGGCAGGCAUAUAUUUUCGGUCCAGAAAAAACUUCAUAACGAUAAAUUAGAAAAAAUUUGUUGUGAAAAUUUAUACUAACGAUAAGCUGCACUUUAAUGAAAUAAGAUUGUUAUGGCUUUUCAGAUAUAGUAGAACAUAUGUUCCCCUGCAAAGGUUUACAGUUUAAUUAAAAAAGUACAAUUGUGAAACGAAAUUUAUCUACCGUAUGUAUGUGUAAAAUUGUUUGCACAUAUGUGUUCUUUAUAAUUGUGCAGAGGAUCUUACGAAAAAAGUAAUUUCCAAAAUAAAACGCCCAUAUCAAUAGAAGUUGUUUUACUGUCUACUCUUAUAAAAAACUAAAUAUUGAAAACAAGUUCAAUGUUUAUGCUGUUUUGAAGAGUGUAAAGAAAAAACCGAAAAUUGCAUUUUCGAAAUAUUUAGCCUGUGGCCCCUGUUGGUAUUUUGGUUUUGUUGGUUUAGAGAAAAACGCGAAGUGAGCACUGCUUAAAAUCUAAUUGUUGCAGAUAGACGCCGUGUGGGGCUGGGCUUCUGCCCCUCUACGUUUUGGGGCAAACAGAAUGGGUGAUCCGCUGCUGCCGGGUGCUAUAGGUGGCGCGGGUGCGACGACUGGUGGUGCUGUCGAUCGACCACCAUCGCCAGCUCGUUUAUCACACACCUCCGAAAAGCAUCCCAAAGUUACUCUCUCCGAACUAAAUAUGUUACGUCGUCAUCGUGAAUUAUGCGAUGUUGUUUUAAAUGUAGGUGGUCGAAAAAUAUUCGCUCAUCGUGUUAUACUUUCCGCCUGUUCACCAUACUUCCGUGCCAUGUUUACUGGUGAAUUGGAGGAAUCACGUCAAACGGAAGUUACCAUACGCGAUAUAGACGAAAACGCUAUGGAACUGCUCAUCGAUUUCUGCUACACUGCUCAUAUAAUUGUUGAAGAAUCAAAUGUUCAGACACUUUUACCGGCCGCUUGUUUACUUCAAUUAGUUGAAAUUCAAGAUAUCUGCUGUGAAUUUCUCAAAAGACAAUUAGAUCCAACCAAUUGUUUGGGCAUACGAGCGUUUGCCGAUACCCACUCAUGCCGCGAAUUGUUGCGAAUAGCCGAUAAAUUUACACAACACAAUUUUCAAGAGGUCAUGGAAAGUGAAGAGUUUUUAUUGUUACCUGUUGGGCAACUGGUGGAUAUAAUAUGUAGCGAUGAAUUGAACGUAAGGUCAGAGGAACAGGUUUUUAAUGCCGUAAUGUCCUGGUUAAAAUAUAAUGUGGCUGAUAGACGUCAACAUCUAGCUCAGGUCUUACAACAUGUACGUCUUCCUUUGUUAUCGCCAAAAUUUCUUGUGGGCACGGUAGGCUCCGAUUUAUUGGUGCGUUCCGAUGAGGCUUGCCGAGAUUUGGUGGAUGAGGCCAAAAACUAUUUACUGCUUCCACAAGAACGACCCCUUAUGCAAGGACCACGUACCCGUCCACGUAAGCCUACAAGACGUGGUGAGGUAUUAUUCGCAGUAGGAGGUUGGUGUUCAGGCGAUGCCAUUGCUUCGGUUGAACGUUUCGACCCACAAACAAACGAUUGGAAAAUGGUGGCACCGAUGAGUAAAAGGCGUUGUGGUGUCGGUGUUGCAGUUUUGAAUGAUUUGCUUUAUGCUGUGGGCGGCCACGAUGGACAGAGCUAUUUAAAUAGCAUUGAACGUUAUGAUCCUCAAACGAAUCAAUGGUCUUGUGACGUAGCACCCACAACUUCGUGUCGGACUAGUGUCGGCGUAGCAGUGUUGGAUGGAUUUCUAUAUGCAGUUGGCGGCCAAGAUGGUGUCCAAUGUCUUAAUCAUGUAGAGCGCUACGAUCCCAAGGAGAACAAAUGGUCCAAAGUGGCACCUAUGACUACAAGACGAUUAGGGGUAGCUGUAGCCGUUUUAGGUGGCUACCUUUACGCUAUAGGUGGUUCUGAUGGCCAAUGUCCUUUAAAUACAGUAGAACGUUAUGAUCCCAGACAAAAUAAGUGGUGUGCUGUUAAUCCAAUGUCAACACGCCGCAAACAUUUGGGUUGUGCCGUGUUCAAUAAUUAUAUCUACGCAGUAGGCGGUCGAGAUGAUUGCAUGGAAUUGUCAUCAGCAGAACGUUACAAUCCACACACGAAUACUUGGAGUCCUAUUGUCGCAAUGACUUCUCGACGUAGUGGAGUUGGUCUAGCUGUGGUCAAUGGUCAAUUAUACGCGGUAGGAGGUUUCGAUGGUUCAGCAUAUCUAAAAACUAUUGAAGUCUACGAUCCUGAAACAAAUCAGUGGCGUCUUUGUGGUUGCAUGAAUUACAGACGUUUGGGUGGUGGUGUGGGUGUUAUGCGUGCACCGCAAACUGAAAAUUAUAUGUGGAUUCGCAAAGACUCUGUUGUUUGAUUAGGCUUGGAUAAUGACAAGGAGGUUAUGUUGAAUAAAUUCUUUUGAAUGUCUUAUAAAAAAUGGGAAUCGAGAAACACGCAAUGAUGUUUUAUUAAACGAAAAUCCUAAAAAAAAAACUCUUUCACUAAAUGUUUGUUACUGUUGCAAUUUUCGAAAAACUUUAGAAAUAACGAAGGGAAGAGAACUAGAAAAUGUUUAUUAUGUGCACAUUUUAAUCACGGAAGCAGUUUAAAAGCCAAAUUUUUAACAAUAAUAUUUAUAAAUCAUUUCAAAAUGAAUUUAACAAACUUCUAAAAUCAAAGUAAGCGUCCCUAGAAUUAAAGAAAAAAAAACAAAAAAAAAAAAAAAAAAAAAACCACAAAACAAUCAAUUUAGUUUACAUAGUUUUUCGAUUAUAGACGGCAAUAUAAGGGACACUGUCGGUUAGCUAAUAAAUUCACGAAAAUUAUGUUAAAUUUAACUAGGAACAUGAACCGAAUCCUAAACAUUUUAAAAACAUGCCAUUUGUCUGUAAGAAGUUCGAAUUUCAUUAUUGUGGGUUAAAUUUGUUUUGAUCAUUGUUUUUUAUAUAGAAUGCAUCGAUAUGUAAAAGAAUCCUUUUAGUCUUAAAAAAAAAAAAUGU
Messenger RNA from Glossina fuscipes, 3020 nucleotides. RefSeq names its product kelch-like protein diablo (gene dbo). Bases 584 to 2395 code for a protein of 603 amino acids. Gene Ontology annotation, molecular function: protein binding. Lineage: Eukaryota; Metazoa; Arthropoda; Insecta; Diptera; Glossinidae. The transcript is spliced from 7 exons. The record is from RefSeq and is a predicted model, not a curated record.